Aethalodelphis obliquidens (Pacific white-sided dolphin) is the source of this 240-nucleotide messenger RNA. RefSeq names its product trefoil factor 1 (gene TFF1). Gene Ontology annotation, biological process: maintenance of gastrointestinal epithelium. The coding region runs from base 4 to 240 and encodes 78 amino acids. The transcript is spliced from 3 exons. The record is from RefSeq and is a predicted model, not a curated record. Lineage: Eukaryota; Metazoa; Chordata; Mammalia; Artiodactyla; Delphinidae.
ACCAUGGAGCCCAAGGUGACCUGCGUCCUGGUCAUGGUCUUUGCUCUGGCCCUCAGCAGCCUGGCUCAGGGCGAGGCUGAGACGUGUCAGAUGGAACCCCAUCGAAGGGUAAAUUGUGGUCACCCCAGUAUCACGUCUACGGAGUGCAAAAGUAAAGGCUGCUGCUUUGAUAACAACAUUUCUGGAGUCCCCUGGUGCUUCCAUCCUGUGGCCGCUGAUGAACCUUUAGAAGCCCCAUAA